Messenger RNA from Plenodomus lingam JN3, 1698 nucleotides. NCBI's taxonomy places the organism in Eukaryota, Fungi, Ascomycota, Dothideomycetes, Pleosporales, Leptosphaeriaceae. The record is from RefSeq and is a predicted model, not a curated record.
AUGAGCCGUUGCAAUGGACCCGCCAGCUCAGAAAAGAGUGUCGAAAGCCUGCGACGCCUGCAAGAGGAGGAAGGUGAAAUGCAACGGCCAGGAGCCAAGCAUCGGUCGCAGGGAAAACGCGGCCAUAUCAUCUCCGAGUUCAGGCGUCAGACUUAUCAUGCUGCUGCUAUAUCGCCCCCCAUACUGCCUGCGAAUACAGCCCAGGCGGGCUUUCAGGCUCCCUGCGUCAGUCUGCCACCGGCCAUCAAGCGCCAUAACAGCGAUGCCGCGAAGACAGAUGAUUUACAAGAGGCAGCAUCUUCCGUUUCGCUGUUUCCAAGUCAGUAUUCCAAGGCCUUCUUCCUGGACUUGAUACCAGACUACAUGGAAGGCGUGUAUCCGGUGCAGCCGGUCAUCUCGGAAAAUGAGCUUCGACAGUACAUUCAUGUCAUGGAUACGGAUCAGGAUGUCCGCUCCUUCAUCUAUGCUUUUGGCGGCUGUACGCUAAAUCUGACCCGCUAUGGGAACCGCAGGACAGAGGAGGUGGUCCAGACGAUUGAAGAGCUCAUGGACUACUCAAUCGACAGCAUGAGACGAGCUCAUAAGCAUUUCCAAUUCUCCGUCAUGCGAGCCAUGCAGUCCAUAUUCAUUCACAAUUGUCUCAUGAGCUUGCAAGGUAGCGAUGCGGCCUUCUUUUACAUGCGGGACGCCAUAUCCAUCAUUCAACUGCUGCGUAUCGACAAUGCCGAAGACGCCGCUCAAUUCUCGCCUCCUGAAAGAUCGAGGAGGCAACGGCUGUACUGGCAAGCUUAUAUUCAUGAGCGCUUCCUGGCUAUUCUGGACUACCGGAGAGCAAUUUUGCCACCACUCUACACACUACCAGAAGACGACCCCACAAUCCCUUUGCAAGUCCACGAGGGCUUCAAUCAGAUCAUCAAGCUCUUUCGGAUGCUCGAUACAGACUUCCUCACCAGCUGGCUCGACUCACAAGGUGGCACCGUGACCAGUACCUGGGUCGAAGCCAAAUCACGCGAACUCGAAGGCGAUCCUGAGGCCGAUGCGCGGGAUCUUGCCGGCCUAUCCAUGAUGCAGCGAGCCGACCUGACCAUAACCCGUGAAUGGCUUCGCACACUCGUAUGGAGACUUGCCAUGGGCCAAACGCUCCUCUCCUCCAAAUCCUCCAAAGAAUGUCUCUCCCUCCUCUUCCCCAUCCGCCUCUCCCAAACCCUCCGCCAACAAGUCUCCAGCAUGUCCCGCCAAGACAUUGAAGUCCACGGCAGCAGCAUCACGCAAAAACUCUUUGAAAUCACAGACACCAUUGCCGAUGUCCUCAUCCACGUCCCCGCCGCCACCCUCGACGAAACCGCCCUGCGAAUCGACGACUUCCUCUUCAUCCUCGACUUUGUCCUGUUGUUGCCCCAGCUCGAUCUCACGCGCCGUGGUAUCCUUCUCGGGAAAUUAGAACGCCUGCACAGCAUGUUCCCGGGCGCUGUUAGCAAUGCCAGCUCGCCCGCCCUCCCCGUCGAUCUGCAGAGCCCGGGUGCAAAUGACCCCUGGCACCAGGUCACGCAAUCCAAGACGGCUUCCGGGCUAGAGGAGCUCGCCGAUGGCCUGGGACCCAAUGCCCAGGUGCCGCGAGCGGAGACGAAGGCGGGGCAGUUGGCGACUUGGAAUCACAUUUCGCACCGGCUAACCAUGGCAAAGGUUAGGGAGCAUUAG